Molecule: messenger RNA, 900 nt
Organism: Thamnophis sirtalis
Lineage: Eukaryota; Metazoa; Chordata; Lepidosauria; Squamata; Natricidae
Product: vomeronasal type-2 receptor 26-like
Biological process (GO): G protein-coupled receptor signaling pathway
Cellular component (GO): plasma membrane
Molecular function (GO): G protein-coupled receptor activity
Source: RefSeq, a predicted model, not a curated record
AUGCAUGUUUGUUCAGAAUGUCCUGAGGACCAACAUCCAAGCAACGAGAGGGAUUCAUGUCUUGCCAAGAAAAUAUCUUUCUUAUCCUAUGAAGAACCAAUAGGAAUAGGGCUACUUGUUCUGGCACUUAUUUUUUCUUUCUGCACAGUUAGUGUACUGGCAAUAUUUCUGAAGUAUCAUCAUACUCCCAUUGUCAAGGCCAAUAACCGAAAUCUCACCUACAUUCUACUCAUUUCCCUCCUCCUCUGCUUCCUUUGCUCACUGCAGUUUCUCAUUAUACCAGGCAAUAUAAUAUGUCUCCUCCGACAAGUUAGCUUUGGCAUCAUCUUCUCAGUGGCUGUGUCUUCUGUGUUGGCAAAAUCUAUCACUGUGGUUCUGGCUUUCAUGGCCACCAAGCCAGGAUCCAAAGUGAGGAAAUGGGUGGGAAAACGGUUAGCUAUCUCCAUUGUGAUUUCUUGUUCCCUGAUUCAAGCAGGCAUUUGCAUUGUGUGGAUGUUCAUAUUCCCCCCUUUUCCUGACAUUGACACCCAUUCAAAAAUGGAGGAAAUGAUACUGCAGUGCAAAGAAGGCUCAGGUAUUAUGUUCUACUGUGUCCUGGGCUACAUGGGUUUCCUGGCAGCUGCCAGUUUCACAGUAGCUUUUUUCUCCAGGAAGCUCCCCAGCAGUUUCAAUGAGGCCAAAUGUCUCACAUUCAGUAUGCUGAUCUUCUGCAGUGUGUGGCUCUCCUUUAUUCCUUCCUACCUGAGCACCAAAGGCAAAUACAUGGUGGCUGUGGAGGUUUUCUCCAUUUUGGCCUCAAGUAUUGGGUUGCUAGGCUGUAUAUAUUUCCCCAAAUGUUACAUAAUUAUUGUUAGGCCAGAGCUAAACAAAAGGGAGCAACUUAUUAAGCGAAAAAGAUAG